UUAAACUUGAAAAUUAUUUAAUAUAAUAAUGUAAUGUCUAAUUACAUAUUUUAAUUCAUAUACUAUGAUGAUAAGAGCACAUAAAGUAUGAGUUCAUCAGAGGAUAAUAUCAACGAGGAGGAUAAUACCGAUGAAUCAUCAUAUUACGAUUCAUCAGAUGAGGAAUCAUUUGACGAGUCUAAAGUCGGAAUCGCACUCGAGCUUCCAAAAAGACAAAACAGAGGGAAAAAAUACACCCAGCUCGUUGGAGAGGAACUAGAAAAAGAUCAGCAGUUUUGGGGGCAUUCUACAUGGCAAGAAGAUGAAGUGGAUGAUGAUUACAAUUGCAGUGAAGGAGAGGAGCAGUACGCUUACUCUACAGAUUCAGAUUUUGAUGACCCUGAAGAAGAGGAAAAUGAAGAAGUCGAUGAAUCCCAAUUUAAGGAACCGAAAAAGAAAAAGUUCGGUGCAUAUGUUGACCCAAUGCUGCUGGCUAGUAAGAGAACUAUACAGGCCUUGACGAGAAGAAAGGCACCUGAUUCAAGCCCAUCAAAGAAGCAAACAACUCCGCAAUAUAAACCAACCCUUAGUCCAGAAGAUUUUAAGAGAGAAAGGCGUGAAACUACAAAACAGAAAACAGAAGCUAUUCGUGAGUUGGAGGAGUAUCGAAAGAUAAAAAAGAGAAGGGGUUCCAAUAGGGGCAGACCAAAGACUAGAACGCGUUUACCGAAAGUAUACACACAGGAGGAACUUAUUGAAGAAGCUAAAAGAACAGAAGAAGCUAAUAGGAAAUCACUAAAAAGCCUACAAGCAUGGGAAGAUGAAAGAAAGAAGUAUACAGAGACGAAAAGAUCGACAUAUAAGGGCCAUUAUGAUAUUUGGAUAAGCUGGAAUUCACUACUAUCAGUAGUAAACCCAUACAAGCUAGAUGAGGAAGGUAAUCCGAUGGAAACAAUCUCACCACAAGUGGAAGAAAAACCCCUAGAACUUUACAUGUUCACAACAGGAAAACUGCCUGAAUAUUAUGAAAAAGCAAGAAUGGAUAAGAUAGCCUUGGAGAGCAGUGAGAAGCCAAAGUGCGCCAUCACAGGGCAGGAAGCAAAGUAUCUCGACCCCGUGACGAGAAAAUACUAUAGCACAGUAGAAGCCUUUAAAAUGCUUCGUGUACAAUAUAAUGAUGAAAAGUCGGAUAUAACAGAACCCAAAAUUUAUAAUUUAAAUGAUGAAACACCAAACUACGUUAAAUGUGAGGAUUAAAUAUGAUCCACAAAUUUAAAAUUUUUUAAUUUUUCCUAAAA
This is a messenger RNA of Theileria parva strain Muguga, 1277 nucleotides long. Its product is annotated as YL1 nuclear family protein. Gene Ontology annotation, biological process: chromatin remodeling; regulation of DNA-templated transcription. Gene Ontology annotation, cellular component: nucleus. The record is from RefSeq and is a predicted model, not a curated record. The transcript is spliced from 7 exons. NCBI's taxonomy places the organism in Eukaryota, Apicomplexa, Aconoidasida, Piroplasmida, Theileriidae. Gene Ontology annotation, molecular function: ATP-dependent H2AZ histone chaperone activity. Bases 88 to 1236 code for a protein of 382 amino acids.